Messenger RNA from Panicum hallii, 921 nucleotides. RefSeq names its product CASP-like protein 1C1. Lineage: Eukaryota; Viridiplantae; Streptophyta; Magnoliopsida; Poales; Poaceae. Bases 119 to 607 code for a protein of 162 amino acids. The record is from RefSeq and is a predicted model, not a curated record. The transcript is spliced from 3 exons.
ACAAAAUCUUCUUGGGGGCUCCCGUUAUUAGCAGUAAUUGUCACUUUGGAGAACACCUACAGUUAUAGCAGACACUCACUCUAGCAUACUCCAGAGUUCAGAGGAGGAGCUAGCAGAAAUGGCGAAGCUGCACCGGCUCAUCUCCGUCGUGCUCCGGCUCGCCGCGGCGGGGGCCGCGGCGGCGGCGGCGAUAAUCAUGGUGACCAGCCAUGAGACCACCAGCUUCUUCGGAAUAGAGAUGGAGGCCAAGUACUCCUACACUCCAUCGUUCGUAUUCUUCGUGGUGGCAUUCGCCGUGGCUUUCGCCUACAGCCUGCUCGUCCUCCUCGUGCGGCCGGGGAGCACCGCCUCCAGACUGGUGCUCCUGAGCGACGUGAUCGUCGGGAUGCUUCUCGUCGGCGCGGUGGCGGCCGCCGGCGCGAUAUCGGACAUCGGGAGGAACGGCAACACGCACGCCGGGUGGCUGCCUAUCUGCGGGCAGGUGCGGGCCUACUGCGGCCACGUGAUGGGGGCGCUGAUCGCCGGCUUCGUCUCGCUCGUCGUCUACUUCCUCAUCAUCAUGUACUCCCUCCACGCCGUCGCGGAGCCCCUGUGCUCCUGCCAUUAGAAGCCAUCCCAUGCAUCCUUGUGUCGUCGUCUCCAGAUCGACCUGCCCACCAGUUAUGAACUUACGAUGCGUUGUCCGUUUCUUAUAAGCCCUAUAGUAAUUUUGUGUAGGCACUGUCAGAGACCUGCUCUGGUCAUCUCCAUUUCGUAUGUGAUCGUUCGUUCCCCAUUUCUCGUAGUAUAUAUAUUCAGGCAUUCGCUGGGACAAAAGUCUUCUCCUUUAUCAUGAUGAGUUUGCAUUGGAAAGUUGAAGAGAAAAUGUUCCAACUUCCAAGAUGUUUUCAGGGGACUGAUCCGCUGUUGUUGUGAUGCUGU